UAAAUCUUAAAUCAAUUUUUUUAACAUCGUAAACAUAAUAUUUCUACAUAUUAUUUUAAAAUCAGAUCACAGAUGAGAUUAAAUAACAAAAGAUCAACAAUGUUAUGUCAUACAUAAAGAAAUUAAGUAAAGGGAGUACUAAAUAAAUUUAUCCCAUGGUUACAUAGGUACUUUUUCAUAAAAAAUUUAAGUUUUUAAAAUGUACUCCCCGAGACAGAAGAUAUUAUGGUUUGCAUUUAAUACCAGAAUUUUUAUAAUUUUGCUGCAAGCUGCCUCCAAUGCUGUUAUUCCAGAUCAUGAUGCAAAUGUAUUUAUUAGUCCAGUAGACCCAACAUUAAGAAAAACAACUGCAGAUUUUUUAAUAGAAAAGAUUUUUGGAGGAUUAAAAAGAUGGGAUGGUCAGUAUUUCAUUCAUAUUUCCCAAUAUGGAUAUACAUAUGAAAACUGUUUAGCAUUUUUUCCAUUAUUUCCAUUAAUUGUAAGACAUCUUGCCAACCUUAUUAAUAGCAUAUCAAACAGCUUUCUGAACUAUCAUAGUAACUUGUUAAUAUCAGCAACUUUGAUUAACAUUGUGUUUUUUAUAAAAUCAGCUGAUGUAUUACAUAGAUUAAGUCUUAGGGUACUUAAAAGUGAAAGCAAGGCAUACAAAUCAGUGAUUCUGUAUUGUGUUAAUCCAGCCAGUAUAUUUUUUGUUGCUCCAUAUUCUGAAUCAUUGUUUGCUUUUAUGUCAUUUUAUACUAUGUUAAAGUGUACUGAACCAGAGACUUUAAGGUUUGCUAAUAUUGAUAUGAUCACUGCUAUACCUGCUGGGUUUUCCAUGAUUACAAGAUCUAAUGGCUCCUUGAACUUAGGAUUUAUAUUUUAUACCAGUUUUAAGAAUACAAUUGAGAGAACAAUACCUGAAAUAAUGUAUAAAUAUAGAACAUUGAAAAAUAAAAUAAUUAUUCCUGCAUUAAUGUUACCAUUACUUACAUCAGCUUUGGCACUUUUCAUGACCACAAUUGUAGCUAUCAUGCCAUUUGUGUUGGUUCAAGCCUAUAAUUACUUUAAGUUUUGCAUUGUAAUGGAAAAUACUUUACCAGAAUUUUUGUUGAAUGCAGAGUUUGUCUUACCAGGUAGUGCAGAAAGUCCAUGGUGUAAUAAAACAUUGCCCUUUUCAUAUUCUUACAUUCAAAGCCAUUAUUGGAAUGUAGGGUUAUUCAAAUACUAUCAAAUUAAACAGUUACCAAAUUUUAUAUUGGCACUGCCUGUAUUAGUUCUAAUUUUAUAUAAUUGUUUGAGUUAUGUUAAAAAUAAUAUAAGAUUAUUUAUAAGGCUUGGAUUAAAAGAAAAUAUAUCAUACUUUGGGUAUACAACUAAGAUUAGUUGUAGGCCUAAGCAAUAUUCUAAAGGUUUUGGGACCAAUGACGCAGUAUAUUUUGUGUAUGUGGUGCAUGUAAUGUUUUUAGCAAUCUUUAGUAUAAUGUUUGUUCACAUACAAGUUACGACAAGGCUUUUAGCAUCUGGAAGUCCCGUCUUGUAUUGGAUAUGCUCAAAUAAAAUUAAUGUAGGCCCUACACCAACAUCUGAUCAGAACACAAUUAAUGAGCAUUUCAGAAGAAUUGGGAUGGGAAAGAGGAUACCAUCACACCAUUUAUCUAUUGCCAAUUUGGAGGGUGUCGAUAACAUGUACAGUAAAUGGAAAACUUUUAUUAUAACCCGGAGGAUGCCUGACCUUCAGUCUCGCUUCAUACAAUGUUAUUUUAUUGGUUAUGUAGUAAUUGGUACUGUACUGUUUUGUAAUUUCUUACCUUGGACUUGAUUAUCUGAUCAAAGCUUUAUAUGGUCACAUAUCAUUGUCAAACAUAUUCAUAUCAUUUUUUAUUAUAAGAACAUUGAAUAGAUUAUAAAUAGAAUAUGUCAAUUUAUUAAAAUUUUGCUUAAAAUUCAAUAAUGCAUGGGGCCUUUAAAAUUUGUCCAUUUUCAAGUGUAGAGCUUGGAAAUUUUAAAAUGUUUUAACAUAGCACAAUGCAGCCUUUUACAUUGUAUGUACAAUAAGAAUUUAGUAAAUCUAGUCAAUAAUAGUUAUACAAAUGCUAGGGAAAUUUAAUUAUUUAUGAUGUUAUAAGCUUAGGUAAGAAAUUGAUCUCAUUUUGAUAGUAAUGAAUAGGUAUCUGCAUUUUAAAAUCGUUUCUCAUUUAUAUUUAAUAACAUGCAAUACACUAAGGUAGACAAACCAAUAAAAAAGCAUUACUAUCAAUGGAAACUUAAAUGAAGCUAAGUACCAUAAUAUUGGGAAAAAGUUACUCCAUAUUAACUAAUAUCUGUAUAAGUUAAUCUAGAGUAACUUAAAUUUGCAUUUUGCAUGCAUAUAAGUACACACACCUAAAUAAGUAUAGCUGAAAACAGUUAUGAUAACCGUCCAUUCAGCAAUAAAAAUAGUCAUACAAACUAUAAUGUGUGCUAUUUAUUAAAAUGUUUGCUUUGGUAAAAUAAAUUUAGGAUGUUUGACAUAUGCAGAUUUAUAACAUGUUUGUUAAAUAUUUUGAAACCAUCAUAACCACAAUAUGUUUAACAGUACAUAAAGUGAUUAAAUAA
This is a messenger RNA of Pieris rapae (cabbage white), 2577 nucleotides long. RefSeq names its product GPI mannosyltransferase 2 (gene PIG-V). The record is from RefSeq and is a predicted model, not a curated record. Gene Ontology annotation, biological process: GPI anchor biosynthetic process. The coding region runs from base 200 to 1801 and encodes 533 amino acids. Lineage: Eukaryota; Metazoa; Arthropoda; Insecta; Lepidoptera; Pieridae. Gene Ontology annotation, cellular component: endoplasmic reticulum membrane; mannosyltransferase complex. Gene Ontology annotation, molecular function: GPI mannosyltransferase activity; alpha-1,6-mannosyltransferase activity. The transcript has 2 exons.